AUCAAAUAAUGAUUAUUAAAACUCAAGGCUGUUGAGCUUUAUUCUCCUAUGUUAAUUUCUUAAUUUUAUUUAAUUUCAAGCACAAGAAAACCUGUAAACAACGUUUAAUAAUUAUUUUGAUUAUGCACAGACAAUGCGGAUGAUAUUUUGUCUUUGUUAAAUAUUAGCUCACAAUAGGUAGCAGAAGUAGGAAGUUCAGUUCCAGAGGCGUAAUGACCAGACCACCAAAUGAAAAUUUACCAACUGUCAAAUUGGUAGUAGUUGGAGAUGGAGGUGUUGGUAAAAGUGCCAUUACCAUUCAGUUUUUCCAGAAGCUUUUCGUUACUGACUAUGAUCCUACUAUAGAAGACAGUUACCUGCAGCAUGUCGAAGUUGAUGGCCAGUGGUGUAUGCUGGAUGUGCUCGAUACUGCAGGACAAGAGGAAUUCAGUGCAAUGCGAGAACAGUAUAUGAGAAAAGGAGAUGGAUUUUUAUUGGUUUAUUCAGUUACUGAUAAAAACAGCUAUGAAAACAUCACACAUUUUCAUACUCAGAUUUUACGUGUCAAAGAUAGGGACACCUACCCCAUGUUAUUAGUUGCCAACAAGGUAGAUCUUGUUCAUUUAAGAAAAGUGACUGAAGAACAAGGAAGGGAUUUAGCUCACAGGCUAGGAAUCCCCUACAUCGAGACCAGUGCUAAAGAUCCACCUCUUAAUAUAGACGCCACUUUUCACGAGGUAGUAAGAAUUAUACGAAAUCAACCCCAAAAUGAAAACGACAAACGAAAAAAGAAGAAACUCCAGAAGUUGGGCAAGUGCAUAUUAUUAUAAGUAUCUGUUGAUUUUUGAGAGCUUUUUAUCUUAUUUUUAGGAUAUAAAUAUAUAAGCUUUAAUGUUAUACAAAUGUUCAAUGUUGGAUGUGUUGUACCAGAACGUUUUUUUUAUUAACAGCAACUACUUUUACCAAAAUCAUGCAAUAUAAAGGAAAUAUUACUUUAUAUAUUACAAAUUUAUGGCACAAUCUUAUAUUUUAGUAUAUUUAUUUUGGUAAGAGUAUAUUUUUCUACAGUGAAACUGAAGUAUUUCGAUUUAAAGCCAGUCAGUUGUUGUGCUAAAAUUAUAUUAUACAAAAAGGCUGAUUUGUAUUUUGCUACAUAAAUGCACAUUUUUUAUCAAAAAAAAAAUUUUUUGGUUAUUGAAAAUAUUUCGUAAUGGUCCGCUAAAGUUUUAUGGUACAGGAGUGGGAGAAGAAAAAAGAAUUGGGUUAUUAAGAACACUAGAAACUUACAAAAAUAGUACUUACUUAUAAUUAACAACUAGAAAUGAUGAGAAAUUAGAAACAGUUACUCAAAAUUUACUAAAUGUGACAAAAGUAAGAAACAGUUGAUAAAAAAUAUACUUUUUGCAAAGUAUAUUUGGAUGAAUGCUUCUAUGUGACUACUGUUCAAGAAGAAGCGACUCUAGAACUUUGAUUUACAACAAAUUUCAAUAAAACAGUCAAUAAAUGUCUAUAAAACCAUUUGAAGGUUAUUACAAAUGAGGAAUUAUUAAAAGUCACUCAAAAUAAACUAAAUGUGACAAAAAGUAACAAAAAAGUUAGAUAAAUGCUUCUAGGUGAGCAUUGCUAUAGAAAAAGUGACUCUAGAAUUGUUAAACACAAACAAAUUAUGGGUUUUUGUGAAAUAUGGGUGAUUUUUUUGGAAAUAUUCAUAAUUCUCCACUCUUGUGCCAUUAUAAUUUAGUGUAGUCCAUUAUAUUAUUAGCACUAAGAACCUCACUGGCAGAAAUAACAUACCAAAGGAAGUUUUUACACAAAGCAGAACAAAAGAAAAGAUAUUUAUAUAUGCAUUAUUUUUGAUUUUAAAAAUAUUUGCUAAAAUUGCUCAAGUUUUAUAUGUUUAAAAAGGCACAAUUUUGGUUUUUAAAUAUUGUGUAUCUUAUUGAGCCAUGCAGCAAUAUUAUGUUUGGAUUUUAUA
This is a messenger RNA of Diabrotica balteata, 1954 nucleotides long. NCBI's taxonomy places the organism in Eukaryota, Metazoa, Arthropoda, Insecta, Coleoptera, Chrysomelidae. The record is from the annotation of a GenBank genome assembly.